AUGUCACGCAAGCCUGCCGAUGUGGCGGCCAAGGAACGCAACGAGUACAUUCCAUCUUUCAUCUCGAAGAAACCGUUUUAUGUCGACGAUGAGGCUGGAAAUGACUAUUUGGAGCAUCAGCGUCUGCAAAAGACAGGAGCCGACCAGUCCAAAUGGUACGAUCGAGGAAAGCGUACCGGCCCUGCUGCCACUAAAUACCGAAAAGGCGCAUGCGAAAAUUGCGGCGCAAUGACACACAAAUCCAAAGACUGUCUCAGUCGACCGCGAAAGCAAGGCGCCCGCUGGACGGGCAAAGAUAUUCAGGCAGACGAGCUCGUUCAGGAUGUCAAUAUGGGCUGGGACGCGAAGAGAGACCGAUGGAACGGAUACGACGCCAGCGAAUAUCAAAAUGUUGUGAAUGAGUACGAAGAGAUGGAAGCCAUGAAGAAAUCGGCCAAAGAAGGAGCCGAUCUCAAGAAGCUUAUGGAGGAUGACGGAGACGAUGCCGAUGAAGAUAUUCGCUACGCCGAGGAAUCGGAUAUGGGCCGACAACAAAGCACAGCUACCCGCAACCUACGUAUUCGCGAAGACACCGCCAAAUACCUUUUGAACCUCGAUCUAGAUUCCGCCAAGUACGACCCAAAGACUCGCCGAAUGGUAGACAUGGGUGCGCAAGAAGAUCAAGCCUCGGCGCUGGUUGCGGAGGAAAACUUUAUCCGUGCUUCUGGCGAUGCUGCCGAGUUUGAGAAGGCCCAGAAAUAUGCGUGGGAGUCGCAGGAGAAGGGCAAUGUCCCGAUCCAUCUUCAAGCCAACCCUACAUCAGGAGAGGUGCUUCGGAGGAAAGAGAAGGAGGAAUCGGAGAGCAAACGCCAGGCCUCGCGGAAGGCGCUAUUGGAGAAGUAUGGAGGCAGCGAGCAUCUCCAACAAACCCCGUUGCGUGAUACCAUGGUGGUUGAGAACGAGCGAUUUGUGGAGUACGAUGAAUCGGGUGCGAUCAAGGGCGCCCCAAGGAAAGCUACCAAAUCGAAAUAUCCCGAAGAUGUCAAGAUCAACAAUCACACCUCCACUUUUGGCAGCUGGUGGUAUGAAUUCAAAUGGGGUUAUGCAUGCUGUUUCUCUACUGUCAAGAACAGUUACUGCACUGGCGAUGAUGGGCGGAAGGCCUUCGAAGAGGAGGGCAACAUGCUCAUGCUCCCUGAGGAAAACCACAACGAAGACGAGUCUGCUGAGGGCCCUGAUCACUCUCGCAAUGUUGAGCCUGUUGCCGAUCGUCAAAAAGAUGAUGCGGCAGCGAAUGUGAAGAAGCGGACAUUGGAGGAAAUGAAAACCGGAAUCACUGAAGAAGAGCUGGAGUCUUACAAGCGCAGCCGACUGGCCGCCCAGGACCCUAUGGCGAACUAUGUCGACAAUGAGUGA
Penicillium verhagenii is the source of this 1395-nucleotide messenger RNA. RefSeq names its product mRNA splicing protein SLU7 (gene slu7). Gene Ontology annotation, biological process: mRNA splicing, via spliceosome. Gene Ontology annotation, molecular function: pre-mRNA 3'-splice site binding. Gene Ontology annotation, cellular component: spliceosomal complex. Lineage: Eukaryota; Fungi; Ascomycota; Eurotiomycetes; Eurotiales; Aspergillaceae. The transcript has a single exon. Bases 1 to 1395 code for a protein of 464 amino acids. The record is from RefSeq and is a predicted model, not a curated record.